Anolis sagrei ordinatus is the source of this 1403-nucleotide messenger RNA. It is a transcript of the gene TMEM192, whose product is annotated as transmembrane protein 192. Gene Ontology annotation, cellular component: lysosomal membrane; late endosome. The record is from RefSeq and is a predicted model, not a curated record. NCBI's taxonomy places the organism in Eukaryota, Metazoa, Chordata, Lepidosauria, Squamata, Anolidae.
GUUUCCUUUAAGCCACCUGGAGGAGGAGGAGGAGAAGGGCGUGGAGGACCGGAAGUAGCUGCCUUGGAAAAACAAAACAGCGGCAACAGCAGCUGCAGCAGCUGACUCUCCUUUCUUGCCUGCCUUCCCUGCCAUGGCAGGAGUCUCUUCUGCUGGAAGGCUGGACAAUGGGUCUCUGGAAAUAACUCAGAGUACGGAUGAUGACCCUCUGCUUGAUGCUCCUCUCCUUCCACACCAUGCAUUGCAUUCCAGAUUGCGUCCAAGGUUCCAUGCAAUCCCUACAGUCUGCGUUGCCAAUGUUUUGUUGUUUUUACAUGUUGCUUUUGUUGUUUUGGCUUUCGUGGCAGGUAUGUGUUGUUCUUACUCUGAGCCAGGUGAUGAUGUCUGCCCUGGAGGCUACACUAAUCCAUUGAAACUACAGAGUGUUAUCAUCAUUGCAAAGGUGAUCCUCUGGAUCCUCCAUGUCUUCCUGGAACGAUAUAUUCACUUUCAGCACAGCAAGGUCAGAAGCAAAGGCUAUCUUCUAAUCUACCGAACCACAAGACAUCUUAAAAGGCUGCCUCUACUAAUUCAGUCUACUGGUAACGCAGCUUUAUUGCUGAUAAUGGCAGCCCAGCAUUCUUUUCCUAAACACAAUAAACUGUACCUUUGCUUCAUCCUUGGAAUCUUGACUGCGGAGCUAAUACUUUCACUGAUAUGCCUUGUUAUCUACACAGUGAAGGUAAGCAACUUUAAUCGAGCAAAACCAAGACCAGAUAUAAUAGAAGAGGAAAAGUUGUAUACUUACCCUAAUCGAAUUACCUCCGAAAUUGGAUUCAGGGACACCUCAAGCUUGGAAGAAAUAGUUGAAAAACAAGGAGAUGUGAUUGAGUACCUUCAACGACACAAUGCCCUACUUAGUAAGAGACUGCUGGCAUUAACAUCCCAGCAGGGCAGAAGCUAAUGAUGGCCAGAAAGCACUUGGCUGAAGGAUGUAUGAAAUGCUGGAACAACUUAAAUAUUAAUUCUUCUUCUGGAAGCAGAAUAUGUUCCUUUUGUAAGUUGAACUGCAGUCCACUAGCCCAGGUUCUGAACAAUUGCUGGAUCUUUCCUGGCUUGGUGCUUCUUUUUUUAAAAGGACAUAUAUUUUAAAGAGAAUAUUCCCUAAAAACCCUGUAUUACAGGAAACCGACAUUGACCAGAGAAAAUUUCUCCUCCUCAGUCAGUUGACAAUGGUUCUUGCACUUUUCAAGCUAAAACUAUUGCAAAUUACCAAAGAUUUUUGUGAUAGUUCGGGAUUAAUUUCUUUUCCAAACCAAUAUGAAGUUAGAUGUCCUGGUAUAUCAGAAGAUGAAUAUUGUCUGUAUUUGUAUUGCAGUUGAUGUGAUAAUCAUGUAAAUGUCUAAAUAAAGGAUUAAGGAUUA